This is a messenger RNA of Capsaspora owczarzaki ATCC 30864, 3249 nucleotides long. RefSeq lists its product as hypothetical. The transcript is spliced from 8 exons. NCBI's taxonomy places the organism in Eukaryota, Filasterea, Ministeriida, Capsasporidae. Bases 1 to 3111 code for a protein of 1036 amino acids. Gene Ontology annotation, cellular component: eukaryotic translation initiation factor 4F complex. Gene Ontology annotation, molecular function: translation initiation factor activity; mRNA binding; protein binding. The record is from RefSeq and is a predicted model, not a curated record.
AUGGAUUUGCGGUGUUCCCAGCGAGACGGCCACUCUCCACACUACCAGCAGCACCAGGCCUCGUCUCACUCGCACCCGCACUCGCCGCACUCGUCGUCGCCGCACUCGUCGUCGUCGUCGUCGACAGGACAGACGCACCAUUCAGGCUCAGCUGCACCGCCUGUCGGGUUGCUGUCCUCCCCGCCUGCCUCAUCGCGUCAAUCUGCUGCUUCUGCUGGCCACUCACACCACCACCAGCACCACCACCACCAGCAGCAGCCGUUGCACCGUGAGCGAGGAUCAUCGCCGCAUACCCCAAGAAGCGGUCGAGAUGGCGGCAGUGCUCGCGAUGGCUACGCUGCAUCGAACAGCCCUGGUGGGCCAUCGAGCUCCCAUCCGAGCCUCGCGUCGCCCGUUGCGCCCUUGCAAAGAUCCAACAAUAGGUGGCUGCCUGCGCGCGCGCUCAACGCUGCACCGACGCCCGCUGCGGCUGCCGCACUCGCUAGUGGUGUCUUGGACAACGACACGAUAUUCCGAAAUGUGCGAAGCCUUCUCAAUAAGCUUACCCCGGACAAUUACGAGCGGAUUGCAACAUCGCUACUUGACGUGGGAAUCCGAAAUGUCGAAAUUCUCAAGGGCAUUAUCUUGCUGAUUUUCGAAAAGGCAAUCGAUGAGCCCCAGUACAGCACCAUGUAUGCAUCCUUGUGCACCAAGCUGAACUCGGAGGCGCCGAACUUUGAGGAGCCCAGCACCGAACCCAACGCGAAGCACAUUACGACCUUCCGACGACUGCUGCUCCUGGAGUGCGAACGAGAGUUUGAAAAUCGUUCCAAAGCGGUGUCCGAGCUGAGCGGACACAGCUGGGAUGCGCAGGACGAAGAGUUGCGCGACCGCCUGAUAGCCGCCAAGCGCAAAAUGCUGGGCAACAUUCGGUUUAUCGGAGAGCUGUUCAAGCUCGAGAUGCUCAAAGAGCGGGUGUUGCACAUUUGCAUCCAGCAAUUGCUGGGAGACUUGAAACACGUCGAUCCGGACGACAUUGCUUGUCUCUGCAAGCUGCUAACGACGGUGGGCCAGCAACUCGAUCACGAGAAGGCCAAGCCGCUCAUGCAAAAGUACUUUGACCGGAUGAAAGACUUUGCCGUCCACCCCGAGCUUCCCUCUCGCAUCCGGUUUAUGGUCCAAGACGUGCUCGAAUUGCGGCAGGCGAACUGGGUUGCUCGCCGAACCGCAGCGUCCAAGACCCAGGCCGGGCCAAAGACGAUUGAGGAGGUUCGCCAGGAGGCUUCGCUCGACCCCAUGUUCAAGGGCGUGGGCUCGGCCUCCUCUGGAUCGCCCUCCAGCGGCAACGGCAGUCUCGGCGGUGCUGGCCGCGGCAAUCCCGCUCAGCGCCAGCCUCCGGGUCUGCUUGGGAAUGCGCCAUCGCAGCAGCAGUCCCUCUCGCGAAACGGCUCUUCUUCGGCAGGCGCGGGCUCUCCCAUUGCCGCCCACUCUGGCCAGCCAGCGGUCAGUCCCCAGACAUCACCAGCCGGGGCAAACACCGGAAACCGCCGCUCACGAAGCAACAUGUUUGCGCCUCCUCCUGCGCCGUCGCCCAACGAGCCGCUGGCAAUUCGGCCGCUUCGGCGCCCUGCCGACUCGUCCGGCGAGGUCAGUCUGCGGCCCGAGUCGAAUUACUCUGCGCGAUCGCGAUCGCCGCAGACAGGUCAGAACGCCAACGCAGCCGUCGCUGGGAACUUGCAAGGCUCUCAGCGCUCGCGCUCCAGCUCUGGAACUGGGAGUGGGCUCGAUGAGCUCGCGGAUGCGCCACGCUCUGGCACCAACUCGCCUUCCCCGCCACCUUCUUCGACGCGUCCUCCGCAACAACAGCAGCAGCAGCAGCAGCAAGCACCGGCAGCAUCUCAAAAGGCCGCCUCGUUGUCAAGCGACGAAAUCCGUGCUCGUUUCAAAGACACGCUGAUCGAGUACUUUUCAGUAGUCGACUUGAAAGAAGCGGUCGCAUGCAUUCGUGAACUGCGCAUGUCGCGUGCCCUCAAAACUGAGCUUGUGACUCGGCUUCUCGGACUCCUGGCCGACCCCGAACCCAGCGCUGCACAUGAUGCCGCGUCUCGUGCGCGACGACCAGCCCAAGCGGCCAACCUUGUGAGCGAAUUGAUCACGGCCAAGCUGCUGUCUGCCAGCGACGUGGAAGAGGCACUCGAGGCGUUCGUUCUGACACUCCCGGACUUGCGUGUCGACGUGCCCCAGGCUGAUGCCAUUAUCGCAGACUUCCUUCGUCACGCAAUCACCCUGGAUGUUGUUUCGUUGAUGACUGUUGCCCGAAUGCUGCAAACUGCCAACACGCAAGUUGCUGCCGACCAGGGCAUGGACUGCGCCUGCUCGCCGCUGCUUUUCGAAUUGGUUGCUGCCAUGGCGCGUGCUGCAGGACCCGAUGCCGCUGCCAACGAGCUGCCCAAGAUUCUUGCUGCCGCCAAGCUCGACAUUGUCCAAUUCCUUCCACCCCAUGCGCGAAAUUCCAGCUCCGAGACCUACCACACCCUGAAGCGCUAUGCAUUGGAGUUUUUGAAGCCGUUGCUGCGCACCGAGCUGGAGCUUCGCGAAAUGCUGGCCAGCAACGCCACGAUAUCCGAGAUUUACAAGUUCCUGAAGGAAACGUGCGAUCCUUCGUUCUUCACCAAGCCCGACUUUGUACUGCUGCUGUCGUCCGCGGUGCUUGAUCACAUUGACAGCAAAGUCAUGUCCGGCUCGGAAGGCGACGCUGCCGGAGAUUCAACGUUGAGUGCCGAGGCCAAAAAGACCGAGCUUGCUCUGUUCAAGCAGUACGCUCCAAUCAUUCGCAAGUUUACAGACCACGACGUCAAGCUUCAACUUUAUGUGGUCUAUGCGGCGCAGCUGUUUGCUCUCAAGCGGGACUUCCCCAAAGACCUCAUUCUCCGCCUGUUCAAGUUGCUCUAUCACUGCGAUAUCGUCGACGAGGAAGGCUUUGUGCUGUGGAAGGAAGAUGUCAACGACGAUUUCCCUGGCAAGGGCAAUGCAUUGUUCCGAGUCAACGCGUGGCUCAACGCCCUGGCAGAGGCCGAGGAGAAUGAUGAUGAUGACGACGACGACGAUGAUGAUGAUGAGGAUGACGAGUGAUGAGAAUUCAUGAUGAGCAUGCCUUUUUUUCGUGCAUUCGUCGUCUCCCGCCUACGCCAGCACCACUACCACCCACCCACCCAUCAAUUUUUGUACCAUCAAUCACAAAAUCAAUACACAACGAUUUUCUUCAGUCAA